AUGGUGAGGAACAUCGAUGAGGAUCAAAGCGAGUGGAUUAGAAAAUUUACCAUAACUGCCUGGUGGAUCUGGAAAUGGAGAAACGAAAGAGUUUUAAACGCUAACCAAAUGGAGAUUAACCGAAAUGUGGCUUGGAUUCGUGAAGCAGACAAAGAGGUGAGUCGGGCAUUCAUGCGAGAAGCGAUCAUGCGGAGUAGACCUACCACGGAACAUGUUCUUAGGUUGUGCUGGAAACCCUCCUCCACUCAUCGGUUUACUUUGAAUGUGGAUGCAAGUGUGAAGGCCACCAUGAGAGCAGUGAGCAUUGGAGGCCUCCUCAGGAGUGCUGAAGGAACUGGGUUGAAGGAUAUGUAG
Molecule: messenger RNA, 354 nt
Organism: Ipomoea triloba (trilobed morning glory)
Lineage: Eukaryota; Viridiplantae; Streptophyta; Magnoliopsida; Solanales; Convolvulaceae
Exons: 1
Coding region: 1-354 (117 amino acids)
Source: RefSeq, a predicted model, not a curated record